Messenger RNA from Ruditapes philippinarum (Manila clam), 4848 nucleotides. RefSeq lists its product as uncharacterized. Bases 1129 to 4848 code for a protein of 1239 amino acids. The transcript is spliced from 18 exons. Gene Ontology annotation, molecular function: protein binding. Lineage: Eukaryota; Metazoa; Mollusca; Bivalvia; Venerida; Veneridae. The record is from RefSeq and is a predicted model, not a curated record.
UCUAACAAUGCAAUAAGAAAUAUAUACAUGAUAGCGGAUAUUCUUUAAUGUAAACAUGAUUUCAAAUGAAAGUUAUUUGCCCUAAUUUUCGACAAAUACAUUUUAGACAUGGGUUAUAAGUAAAACUUUCAGUUUUCUUUUUAAAUCACUCAUUCGGAUCAGUGAUAUGGGUAUGUCUUAUUGACUAGUUAAUAUCUUUAAAAGGCAGGAGUAAACUUUUGUAAUCGAUAUAUUUAUGAGUAAGUUUCUCUUACUUUAAAAAACAUUUGUACAAUGAAAUAACGUUUAAAGUGCUGGCUAUUCUGAAACUGACAUAACUGGUCAGCUGAUCGAUCUAACAAAAGUUUUAUUUUGGACAUAUGUUACUUUUAUGGAUUUCGCUUAACGCAGUGCAGCGGUGACGCGUGAGAUGUGGUUCACGUGCAUGUAUAUUUCCGGGAUAAAUUGGACCUGGACUUAUUAAUCUCUUAUUUAUGACAAUUUCCUUCACAGUUCAAGGAAAUCAUCGCAUAGCUGAUGAAUGUAUACAGUAUCGACAGAAACAUUGAGCUUAGCACAAUUAUACCAAACUUUGAAAAAUGCAAUAACAUUGCACUUUGAAAAGUGGGAUAUUAAAUUUUAUAGAUACUUUAUAAACUGAAUACCUUUAAUUUACCUUGACUGGAUAUAGAUAGUAUUCGAUUGAUAAAAUGUCAUAUAAUUUAUACAUCAGAUGAUCGGCUAAGUGAUUUCGAUGUCCAUAAACCGAAGAUGAAACAACGAUGUGCGUGUUUUCAUUUUGCAAUGAUAAAACUGCAGCUCAGAGUUCGGAUUUAAGAUUAACUGAUAAUAAUGAUGGGGUUAAUCCAAAUUUGAACUAUCAAUAUGUAAGAUAGAGAAGUAAAUAACGAUUAGUAUCUUUAAUGGCAUAAUCUAAUGCACUAUCUAUGGAAGAUAUGGUAUAAGGCUCCCCUGCAAACAUUAUUUUUUUCGGAAUUGUUAAAUCAAAAUUCAAAAUAUUUACGUAAAGGAUCUUUCAGUUAUAUUGUAAGUCUUGGAUAUUGUGUGAAAUAUUACUUUACAAUACAUUUACAAGACAUGGCUGUUAUUUUGGAUGUGUUUCAAUCAGUAUGUUAGUUCACAUGAAGGAUGCCAGUGCACUCUAAACCUUACGCUGGACGUGCAAGAAAUGCCCCACCAUUGCUUGGACCUAAACCCUAUCAGAAACCUCCACAACACGGACCACAUAGUGCUUGGGUAACGCCUGGGAGUCCAGUUACAAGAAAUUUCAAUAAUGAGCCUACAAAUAACGGACCAACACAUAUUGAAUCCAAUGGACCAUUAAGUAAUGAAUCCAAAAAUGACGGUCCGAUAAACAAUAAUGAGUCGUACCGUGGUUCCAGUGUGCAGUUUUCGGUACUUCGACGUCCAGCUGAAAAGAAAACGGACAAAGUUCCAAAAUCGCCACAAGUUGUGCGUUUUGGAGCGGCAGAAAUAUUCGGAAGUGAAAAGUAUGAAGAUGACGGUGCAUGUAGCAGACAACCGGAAGAAGAAGUAAAUAGUUCUGCUAUUGCAACCAAGCAGACGACAAAGCAGCCGAUAUCACCAAGUUUGAGUGGUGCUCAGGCUUUACAGGAAUGUGAGGAGUAUACAGACUGGGCUAAUGAAGUUUUAAGUCGACAUAACCUUCCUCUUAUCUCUGACCUUAGGAAGAGUAUAGGUGAUGGUUUCACCCUACCUACUAUAUUAGAGAUUAUAGGAGGUGUAUCAUUAUCGUGUGUGAAGACAAGCCCCGUGUCUAAAGAAGAGAGGGUUACUAAUAUACUUCAUUGUCUCAAGUUCCUGUGUAAACGUGGAGUAAGUGUAACAGGACUAGAACCUUCAGAUAUUGAAGAUGGGCAUUUAAAGUCAGUGUUGCAGUUAGUUGGAAAUAUAAGACAGCAUUUUAAGAACACAUAUAAACCAGAACAGAAUGGAUAUUCUAACCAUGUGCCAGACUCUCCUGAGAUAACUGUAAAAUCUCCAGUACAAACUACUAUGCCGGGAACCAUGAAACUACCGGGAGCUGUACCAACCCCUUUUGUACCUCAAGGUCAAAGAAAUAAUAAACCAGAACCAGUCAGUAGGAAGUCUGGGUAUCAUGAUGAGGAGAUAUUACCUGGUGUACUAGGCAGAGAUAUCAACAGUAAUGAUACAAACAAGCCUCAUUUUAACAUUAUUUCUACAACAGAGAUAGGCACUAAUGGUGUGGCUCAACACGGGGUAGAUGAGAGAAAACAACACUUUGCUUCCAACAGCAACAACACUUCCAACAGAGGCAUGGUGAUCAGACAUCCUAAUGCCAGAACAAAUGUUCCUGGUGUACACGAUCAGUCGGCACUACCACCCAGUGUAACACAGCGAGCAUGGACAGGAAGUCCGAGACCACAACAUAAUAAUGUAAAUGGUUCAGCAAUGAGCCCAUCUGUGGAGGACCGACUAAAGAACCUGCUUGGUAAUGGGUCCAGCCGGAGUAGCAGUCGGGAUAAUCUGGGAUAUUAUGGUGGUGGUUUUCACGGUGGAAGUAGUGAGAUUUUAGAUGACGAUGACGGAGAAAUAUUGGUUGUUCCCGGACCAAUGUCCCGUAACUCGGCUGACUUUGAGACGGCCAUGUUAGGGGAGCACGGGUAUGGUCCCGGUUAUAGACCACCCGGUACAGGCAAUCAUCACACACGACAGAGGUCACAGCAAGGUUAUGUGCCAUCCAAACCAUCGGAAAGAGUUCAAGGGUCACGAGCAGAGGUCAUUAUAAGUCGCCCUCCAUCAGCUAUUGCAUUCAGGAAGACUGCACCGUCCAGGACUACACAGGGCAUGCCAGGGUCGGUACCGGGUAACGGUCAUGAUAAUGGACCAAUCAACCAUCGUUCUCCAUCUCCCGGGAACUACGGUAACAGAGGAGGUAAUCAACCAGGUGGAGAAAAUAAAUCACCAAGUCCAUUAAAGGCUGGGAGUAAUGACUUGCGGAAUGCUUGGAAUAAAUUAUAUGGACCACAUCAGACACAACCCCCGCCUUAUGGCAGCAUGAGACGUGGAGAUCAGCUUAGAUCAUCACACGGUCAUCAAACACAACAAAGACCACCAAAUGUUAGCACACAGCAAUCUGUAUCAUUUGCCCAGCCACAGCCUCAGAUGUCUUCUAGACCUGUAUCAGCCCCUGCUCCUGCCCAUAUGCAGGCAUACUUUCAUUCACAUGAUCAACAUAGUCAAGGUCAAGGCCAGUCUCACAGUCAGGAUAACCUCGAUAACCAUGGUCAAGGGCAUAAUUAUACCUCACAUCAACGAGAAAGUCCUAUGGGUCAAAGUUCAAGCACUCAGGGACACUUGAAUGAAUCAUCAUCUAGUCAACAGAGUCGGCUAUCACAGGAGCAGGUUCCUAAACAUUUACAAGUUCAAACUUCAACAGACAAUAAUUAUGGGAAAUUAAGUCAAAGUUCACACUCAAGUUUAAGUCAGCCAAGUCCAAAUAGUCCAGGGAGCCCUAACUAUGCUAUAGGGCCAGCAUCAAAAUAUCCAGAUAACCCUGGAAGUCGGCCUACGUCUGCUAGGAAACCGACCGGACCUACGAACCCUGCAAGUCCUCAACAGAGACAGAAUAGACCAAGAUUGCCUCUACCACACCAGUCAAAUGAUCAAAUUGUUAGAAAUGAUCUCAGAUAUCCUAACAAACAUCAAAAUAACUUUCCAGAAGAUCUCACUACAGCUCUACAAGCUGCUAGUAAAGAACAUAAGAAUUUGGGUGGAUAUAGUUUUGAUGAUUCUCAUGAUAGAUCACAUGACCAGUCACAUGACAUGUCUCUUGAUUUUCAAAAUCGUAGCAUUUUUGACUACAAUGUUCCCUCUCGCAGUGAGAGUACUGGUUCAGUCACACCUCCAUUACCUCCCUUGUCCCCAACCAACACACCUCCAGAUUCGCCACAAAUGGAGUUAAAUUCAAACUUGCCAAGGUCAUUAAGUGCUACCAAUGUGUCUUCUGCUUUUAACAAGUUUGAAGAAGCAGACAGAAAAACUCUAUCGAAAAAGAAGCACAGAAGAACAUCAGAAGUAAAUUACAGAAUGGAAAGGCAAUCCAAGGGAAAGAAAUUAAAGAAUAAAGCAUUUCAUGCCAGAGGUGCUAGUCUAAAUGAUGUAAUGGAAUCGGGUACCGACACAGAAAGCAAUCUUUCAUUUGAUAUUGAUGAUACAAUACUCACUGUGGAAUCUCACGACACCGAGCAACCUCAUCCUGCUGGAGAUAUCUUAUCCUCGCCGGAGGUCACGACCCUUCGUGACCAACUCCAUAACUUUUUAGGUUCAAAAAACCAUGAUUUUCGGGGGAAUAUCAACAAAAGAUUUCAAAGACUAGAGUCACAUGUAGUGACUCUAGCAAGGAGUGUUGCUCACUUAUCUUCAGAAUUACGUACCCAUAAUACUAUGGUGAAUGACCUUGAAACAGUGAAACGUGAGCUGCGUGAGUUAAGAGAAAAUCCGUCCCGUCCUUUCCCAAAUAUGAUUGACAGAACCAUGGCUGAACAAGAGAGAUUUCGAGACUGGGUCCCGUCCCUCACAAACCCUAAACGAGUUAAUAAACUCACAAAAUUCUUUGGCUCUGAACCACCAUUGUUGGAAUUAUUUCUUGAGAAACUAGGAUAUAAGAAAUACGUAAGUAAUUUCCAAUCGGAGCAUAUAGGAAUGAUUGAAUUACCAUACAUGACAGAGGACCGUCUGGAGAAGAUAGGGGUACCAAUGGGGGCCCCGAUACGAAAAUACAGAAAACUCAAAAACUUUUUCCGUUUACAAUGUACAAAAGGUGUAUGUAAUGUGACAAUUGAGGAGGCCUGCCCACAGAGUUAA